UUUAAUCCACUGAGCAUGCGCAGUGUCUGUCAAACUGCGUCGACCACGCAUGCGCGUCACCUCCACGCUGGAGUUCGCUGGAGUUUGGACCUGUGCAGAAUGAGUUCAGCUGGAUCCGGGUCGUCCCUGCGGGUCCAUGCGGUCCGGUUCGGUCCGGGUCAGGAGCUGCUGGGGUCCCUGCUGGCCUUCGUGGAGGAGAGGAGGCUCAGGGCCCCCUUCAUCAUCACCUGUGUGGGCAGCGUCACCACGGCAACGCUGAGGCUGGCCAACGCCACGGCAACCAACCCCAACGAGGUGAUGCGGCUCAGCGGCCGGUUCGAGAUCGUGUCUCUGGUCGGGACCCUCGGCAGAGGCGCCCACCUGCACAUCAGCCUGGCGGACGCUCAGGGCCGGACGGUCGGGGGCCACGUCCUGGGAGACCUGAAGGUUUUCACCACGGCCGAGGUGGUGGUGGGGGAGGCCACGGACCUGACCUUCACCAGAGACAUGGACCAGGCGACCGGGUUCCCUGAACUGGUGGUCAAGUCCCGGUCACCGCCCGAAGAAGGACGAGAGUAACACGAGAAGACGGAGCCACGCACCUGAACAGGUUCAUCGUCUCUCUCCUCCUGCUCCUCCUGCUCCUCCUGCUCCUCCUGUUUCCUCCUGUUUCCUCCUGCUCCUCCUGUUUCCUCCUGCUUCUCCUGCUCCUCCUGCUCCUCCUGUUUCCUCCUGUUUGCUCCUCCUUUGAUGUCCUGUAUGUGAGUAAUGAGCCGAGUUAAUCCGCCCCCGUCCUCACCCACCACAUCAGCCGGGAAGUCAUUUGGAAGUCGGCUACAAAACAGAGACAAGGACCUCCUUCCUCCCCCCUCCUCCUCCCCCCUCCUCCCUCCUCCUCCUCCUUCCUCCUCCCCCCUCCUUCCUCCCCCCUCCCUCCUCCUCCUCCUCCCUACUCCCCCCUCCUUCCUCCCCCCUCCCUCCCCCUCCUCCCUCCCCCCGCCUCCCCCCCGGGGAGCUGAGGCUGAUCAGCCGCGUUCAUCUUUCAUGUAGCCGCAUAAAAAUCCUCCGUCUAAUGACGCUGGUCUGUGUUUGAAUGUGGCAGCGUGUGAAGAAUCACACAGAUCAAAACCAACGGACACUGAAAGUUAGUCUGAAUAUUUCUCUGUGAUUUCACACAAAUGGUCCAACUUCUGUUAACGAGGAGCGAAAGUUUCCCUUCAGACAUGGAACAAAGACAGAAAGAAAGAAAGAAGAAGAGGAAGUUUCUCUAUUAAACCUGUAACUUUUAAUGUAUCUUCCAAUAAAUCCCUUUAAAACCCG
Molecule: messenger RNA, 1299 nt
Organism: Mugil cephalus (flathead mullet)
Lineage: Eukaryota; Metazoa; Chordata; Actinopteri; Mugiliformes; Mugilidae
Product: bifunctional protein GlmU-like
Exons: 4
Coding region: 16-558 (180 amino acids)
Source: RefSeq, a predicted model, not a curated record